Pieris rapae (cabbage white) is the source of this 728-nucleotide messenger RNA. RefSeq names its product BET1 homolog (gene Bet1). The coding region runs from base 282 to 620 and encodes 112 amino acids. The record is from RefSeq and is a predicted model, not a curated record. Gene Ontology annotation, biological process: endoplasmic reticulum to Golgi vesicle-mediated transport; vesicle fusion with Golgi apparatus. Gene Ontology annotation, molecular function: SNAP receptor activity. The transcript has a single exon. Gene Ontology annotation, cellular component: Golgi trans cisterna; SNARE complex. NCBI's taxonomy places the organism in Eukaryota, Metazoa, Arthropoda, Insecta, Lepidoptera, Pieridae.
CAGUAUUUUGUGGAUUUGGCAGAUUAAGUAGAUUAACCAUAAAUAAUUUUUAAAACAUUUAAAAUUCGAUGCCAAUACAAUUUAUUAGAUUAUACCGUCACAAUUAUAAUUAGUAAGAAAGUAAUUUUCCACAUUUAAUCAGGUAUAGUAUACGUGACAUCAAACAGCCAGUAUAGCUUGUGAUAACCAUAAAUUUUUUGUUUAUUGCAUCACAAUCAUUACGAUAUUUGGAUAAAUAAGUGAGAAAAAGAUAAUUGAAGACGGCGGGUCGAAGCAGCAGUAUGAGGAGAGCUCGAGACGGUUAUCAAUAUCAGCCUAUUCCACGGGCCCCAACUGAGGAUGUUUUGGAACAUGAAAAUGAACGAAUGACUGAAGAGCUCAGUGGAAAAAUCUCAACACUUAAACAUAUGUCAAUAGAAAUCGGAAAUGAAGUUCGUUAUCAGGAUAAAAUUUUACGUAGUCUGGAUGACGACGCUGACAGAAGCUCAGGAUUUCUAGGAAAAACGAUGAGCAGAGUCCUUAAACUUGGCAAGGGAAAUCACAACUACUACAUCUUUUAUUUGUUCCUAUUUUCGAUUUUUGUAUUCUUCGUGCUGUACAUUGUUUUAAAAUUCAGGUGAUGAUUGGGUCAUGGCUUAAGGUUCUCACUUACUUUCCUGUAUAUUAUUGGUAUUUAUAUGUAAAUAAUUUAAAUGUACACUUAUUAUAAAUAAAUUACUUAUCUUUGA